GGGUGUGAGUGCUCUAUGCUUUUCGUUCUGACGUUCAAGCAGGGCAUAGUUCAUUGCUUCCCAAAUAGCUGUUAUGAUGAAAGUUUGCGCGACUAUGUCAUCUUGAUUCAUGCUUUCCUAUAUGUUUCAGUCGCAUCAUCGGCAACCGUCAAGCCACACAAUGUAAACGUGACGAGCGUGACGAAGGGGACGAACGUGACGGCCACCGGGCCCAGGAUCGUCGGCGGCCGCGACGCGAAGCCGGGGGAGUUCCCCUGGCAGGUGUCGGUUAGGUCGGGGACCGAGUCCCACUUCUGCGGCGGGGCCGUCCUCAACGCCACCACGGUAGUCACGGCCGCCCACUGCGUGUACCAGCGCUCCCCGGAGUUCAUCCGGGCCAUGUCCGUGAUGGCGGGCUCCAUCCUGCAGAGCCAGCCCGGCGCCACCGCGUACGUCCUGGACGCGCUGGUCCACCCCGACUACGGCAACGUGUACCAGGAGUACGACAUCGCGCUGCUCUUUCUCGCCGAGGCUCUGCCGCUGGACGCCGGCAUCUGGCCCGUCCAGCUGCAGGAGAACGAGCUGCCCGAGGGCACCCUGUGCGUGGCGAGCGGCUGGGGCCGCACGGUCGACUCGAAAGCUGCGCCGAUACCAGACAACCUGCAGGCCGUCGACCUUCCCAUCAUCGACGCCAAGAAGUGCAACGACAUGUACAUGGAGGAGGAAGACUACUCGCCCGUCAUCGAGAGCCAGAUCUGCGCCGGCUACGUGGAGGGAGGCAAAGACUCCUGCCAGGUAAGGUGACCGCGCCGCCAGCCAUGUGCGAUGGGUUGCCUCCCUCGCGGGCGCUGCCUGCCUCAUGCGUGUGUUUGUGCG
Molecule: messenger RNA, 855 nt
Organism: Frankliniella occidentalis (western flower thrips)
Lineage: Eukaryota; Metazoa; Arthropoda; Insecta; Thysanoptera; Thripidae
Product: trypsin-2-like
Exons: 5
Coding region: 16-783 (255 amino acids)
Biological process (GO): proteolysis
Molecular function (GO): serine-type endopeptidase activity
Source: RefSeq, a predicted model, not a curated record